This is a messenger RNA of Zea mays, 1238 nucleotides long. Its product is annotated as probable 3-beta-hydroxysteroid-Delta(8),Delta(7)-isomerase. Gene Ontology annotation, biological process: sterol biosynthetic process. The transcript has 4 exons. NCBI's taxonomy places the organism in Eukaryota, Viridiplantae, Streptophyta, Magnoliopsida, Poales, Poaceae. Gene Ontology annotation, cellular component: endoplasmic reticulum; membrane. Gene Ontology annotation, molecular function: cholestenol delta-isomerase activity; C-8 sterol isomerase activity; steroid Delta-isomerase activity. The coding region runs from base 241 to 903 and encodes 220 amino acids. The record is from RefSeq and is a predicted model, not a curated record.
AGAAUACUAUAGCUCAUUAGAACUCAACUCCCGGCAGUUCCAGCUUAAACGCCACCGGCCACGAGGCAUCACGAGGUGCACAACCUAACCACCCAUCCAUCCCGGCUCAGCCAGCGCUUCGCUCCUCGGAUCCGCCGCGAUGUUACCUUAUUAUAAGUACGUUGUAGCAGCGACGAAUCGUCCGUCAUCUUCCCCAACUCCGAUCCAUAGUAGGCCAGUCCAGAACACGAGGCGGCGGCUAUGGGCGGACAUGGCCACCCUUACUCGCCGGCGGAGCUGCAGCUGCCGGGGUUCGUGCCGCAGCGGCUGUCGCAGGCCCAGAUCGUCGCGCCUUUCGCGGGCACCGCCGUGUUGGCCGUGCUCGGCGCCUGGCUCGUCUCCGGGAGAUGCGGCGGCGGCGGCAGACUAUCCAGGACCGACCGCUUGCUCAUGGGCUGGUGGCUCUUCACCGCGUUGACCCACCUCGUCUUCGAGCCACCCUUCCUCUUCACCCCGGACUUCUUCAGCAAGGAGAACCCAAACUACUUCGAUGACCUCUUCAAGGAGUACAGCAAAGGUGACUCCAGAUACGCCGCUAGGGACACCGCCAUCGUCGCGCUUGAAGCGAUAACCGUCGGGCUCAAAGGCCCUGCAUCGCUCCUCGCAGUCUAUGCGAUCGCAUCCCGGAAGCCGUACGGCCACAUCCUGCAGUUCGCAGUCUCGUUAGGCCAGCUCUACGGGUGCCUGUUCUACUUCGUCACCGCGUACCUGGACGGCUUCAGCUUCUGGGCGAGCCCGUUCUACUUCUGGGCGUAUUUCGUCGGCAACAACAGUUUGUGGGUGGUCAUACCGACGCUCGUCGCCACGAGGAGCUGGAAGAAGAUCUCGGCAGCGUUUCAGGCUGACAAGGUCAAGACCAGAUGAUGAUGAUGAUCCUGCACUGUUCCUGCGACCAGCGACCCUCCGUUUCGCCGCCACGGCCUGGAGGAAGUUUCUUUGGAAGGCACAAAAAUGCAAUGCAUGUUGUGCAAGAACGGGCAAACCAUCAUGACCGUGUAGUUUGCGAGAAGCAAACCUUGUACCUUUUUGUGAAAACUGUGCUGUUUCACCCAUCUUGUUCAGUCGUAUGCAUGCCAGGGUGACUGGGUGAGUGCAUAUAUAUGCAAUUAUGCACACAUAUCUGCAUCGUGUUUCAAAAAAAAUGUAUACCUGAUCUUUAAGGUGACAUACAUUUUACAUUGAGUUAGUGUUGAUGAUGA